Messenger RNA from Nycticebus coucang (slow loris), 14345 nucleotides. RefSeq names its product ALMS1 centrosome and basal body associated protein (gene ALMS1). NCBI's taxonomy places the organism in Eukaryota, Metazoa, Chordata, Mammalia, Primates, Lorisidae. The transcript has 24 exons. The record is from RefSeq and is a predicted model, not a curated record. Bases 1 to 14244 code for a protein of 4747 amino acids. Gene Ontology annotation, biological process: regulation of centriole replication. Gene Ontology annotation, cellular component: centrosome; cytosol; centriole.
AUGGAGCCUGAGGAUCUACCGUGGCCGGGCGAGCUGGAGGAGGAGGAGGAGGAGGCGGCGGAGGCGGUGGCGGCGGCGUCGGCGUCUGCGAAGCUGGACGAAAUCGUGGUGGAGGAGGUGGAGGAGGCAGAGGAGAGGGCGGGAAGGCAGUUGGACUCAGACAUUAACUAUGGGUACCAGCUUCUGGAGAGUUCGGACGAGGACGAGGACGAGGAGGCCAAAGCCUGGCUGCAGGCGCAUCCCGGCGGGACUUUGCCUACGCCGGCGCCCCUCACGAGGCACCGCAGCUCGGAGGGCGAGCGGUCCUGCCGGGAGGUGAGCCGGGCCGGAGAGAGAACAGACUCUUGGCAUUUUCUUCCUCAAGAAAUGGAUUCUUCUCAAACCUUGGCUACAUCUCAGACCAAGUUUAGCCUGACAACGGAAGGGACUGAAGUGACAGACUUCCCCUCUGUGGAGGAGGGUGUAUUGACCCAAUCAGAUAACCAAGUAAGGGAUCCCAACAGAGAUCUCUUAUGUUCUCCAUUGUUAGUCAUACAAGAUAGCUUUGCUUCUCCUGAUUUGCCUUUGCUGACAUGUUCGACACAAGACCAAGACUUUGGGCCUGACUCCUUAUUUCACCAAAGUGAAUUAGGCUUUGCACCUCUGAGGGGAAUUCCUGAUAGAUCUGAAGACUCUGAAUGGCUUUCUCGACCAUCGGAAGUUAGUGAAGCUUUAUUCCAGGCUGCCUCAGACGUAGCUUCAGACUUAUCUAAUAGUUGCUUUAGUGUAUCUCAGCACACACUUAUAGGUAGCACAGCUGCUGGGUCUCAGCGCUCUUUUUUGCCUCCUGAACAAGGGAGUAAUGAAGAGGCUGUUUCAUCAUGUAGUGUUGAUGAACUGAAAACCCCCAAAGACUCUGAUAGUUAUUGUGUUCCUUAUUCAUGCAUGUCAUGGAAGACACGAAAAGAUACACAGCAGCCAGAAAUCAGUUUAUCUGAAAAAGAUGAUGUUUCGGUUUCAAUUUCAUCUGAUAUACCUGAUGAAAACAUAGAUAGCAAAAGAAGUGAUGAUUUUGAUGCUUCUUGUUCAUAUGCACAGUACUGGAAACAGGAGGCAGAAACCUAUUUAGCCAGCAAGGAACAUGAUUCUUUUUCGGAUUUAUGUGACACAACUGAUAAAAAUAAAAUUCCCAAGGAAAGUAAUGAUUUUUGUGUCCCCCUUUCCUGUGUGCCAUGGACCAAAGAGGGAACUCCACAACAUCCAGAAACAUGUGCAAUCAGUAAGGACUGUGUUUGUUUUCCACAAGAAGUUACUCCUCAUCAAAAUAAUACAAAGUCAAAAUCAUACUCUUUCUUGCGAUGUUUGUUAGAAAGAAGAGGAAAAGGGGUUCCCUUGACACAUGACAGUCAUUAUUCUCAGACAGUCUGUUCAAAGGUUCUUGUUGAGAAUGAGGUUAAACAAAAGAUGGAUUGUUUGGAGGGUUAUGGAAGAAAUGAAGAAGGUCUGCGGGAGGAAUUAUCUCAAUGUUUUGAACAAACAGAGACUAAAGAUAAUAUAUCUUCAGAGGUUCCUCCCAUAACACAAAUACAGUAUGUUGGGAAGGUUGUAGUUCCUGAUAAUUCUACAAAAGUUUCAGAAGCACAUAUACUCUCCAGGGGACAGGAUACCUUUAAGAUGGAGCCUUCUGCUGGUCCUCUUCAGAUUAUUAAAUCCUAUUUGGAUGGAACAUCAGAACAACUGUAUUUUCAAGAGGAAGGAAAACAAAAGGAAACUUCUGUUUUUGAGAAGGUAGGAUCUUCAAACAUUAUUUACCAUAUGAAAGUAUCAACUUCAGAUUCUUUGGUUUUACAAGAUUUAAAGCAGCCAACCUUUGAAGAAGUUGCAGAUUCCUCAAACUAUGAUUUGGGGGGCCUGCAGGAGAAGGCUGAGUCUGAUAUCAUUGCUCUGGAUACUGCUGGAGAAUCCCUUUAUGAAAAUGAUGUUGUGCUCAGAGAAAGAGCUGCUGAACUACAAAGAAGGGCAACUCAUUCUAAUCUCGGUGAUCAGCCUUUUUCAUCUUUAAUGCCUUCAUGUCUUCCUCAUGAGUCAACCGAAGAGUCAGGAUAUCAGUCUCCAACUCUCAGAAUGUUGAGGGUAUCUCCUGACACUCUGCUGAAGACUCUACAACAUUUAACUGGAGAUUCUUCUAAAGGAGGCAUAGCUGAUACUACUCAAUCCAAUUUGAAAUCAGGCAUCACUACCACUACUGGAGAUUCAGACUCUGGAUCACAUUUAUCCUUGUCCCCUGAGGACCUGUCUCAGUUGGCAGUAAGUUCUGAAGAGAAUGCUAUUGGUCAACACACUGAUACUUGCAACCAAAAGACAUUAGCAGAUUGUCGUCUAACAGAAGAGACUCUGAAAAUCUCAGGUACUCCUGAACCAACUUACUCCAAGACUAGGACACCACCAGUUCCCUCUAGUUCCUACUUACAUAGUGGGAAGCCCAGUAUUUUCUACCAGCCGAGCUUGUCACAUAAUCAUCAAACUGAAGAGGCUGUGAAAGUUACAGGUGUUCCUGGACCAGCUGGGACACCAUCUAUAACCUCUACUUCUUACUCACUUAGAGCAAAGCCUGGUACUUUCCAGCAACAGGUUUUGACAGGUAGUCAGAUACCUGAGGACGUUCAGAAAGUUUCACCUGUGUUCGGAUCAGCUGACCAGAAGACUGAUAUACCAACUAUAACCUCUACUGCCUACUCAAGAGAGAAGCCCAGUAUUUUCUACCAACAAGACUUACCAUAUAGUAAUUUAAUUGAAGAUCCCCUGAGGGUUUCAGCUUCUCCUGAAUUCACUGACCAGAAGACUGGGAUAACUACAGUGUUUUCUAGUUCCUAUUCACAUGGAGAGAAGCCUUUUAGUUUUUAUCAACAGGCCUUGCCAGAAAGUCAUCUAACUGAUCAGGCUCUGAAAGUUUCAGCUAUUUCUGGACCAGCUAACCAGAAGACUGGGAUAGCACCAGUACCUUCUACUUUCUACUCACAAAAAGAGAGGCCCAGUACUUUUUACCAACCAGAGUUGCCAGACAUUCAUGAAACUGAAGAGGUUCUGAAAGUUUCAGAUUUUUCUGAACCAUAUGACUAUGAGACUGUAAUACCAGAAGUAUACUCUAGUUCUUAUACACAGAGGGAAAAGCCUGGUCUCUUGUACCAGCCGGUGUUAGCAGGCAGUCUUCUCUCUGAAGAAGGUCUGAAAACUUCAGGUAUCCCUAGACCAGCUGAGCAGAAAACUGGCACACCAGUAGUACCCUCUAGUUCCUACUCACAGAGAGAAAAGCCCAUUGUUUUCUAUCAACAAGCCUUGCCAGACAGUCAUCUAACUGAAGAGGCUCGGAAAGGUUCAGCUGUUGCUAGACUAGCUGACCAGAAGACUGGGAUAUCAACUGUAACCUCUGCUCCCUACUUACAGGCAGAGAAUCUCAAUGUUUUCUACCCACAGAGCUUACCAGAUAGUCGUCUAACUGAAGAGGCUAGGAAAGGUUCAGCUGUUGCUAGACUAGCUGACCAGAAGACUGGGAUAUCAACUGUUACCUUUGCUCCCUACUCACAGGCAGAGAAUCUCAGUGUUUUCUACCCACAGAGCUUACCAGACAGUCGUCUAACUGAAGAGGCUCGGAAAGUUUCAGCUGUUGCUAGACUAGCUGACCAGAAGUCUGGGAUAUCAACCUCUGCUCCCUACUCACAGGCAGAGAAGCCCAUUGCUUUCUACCAACAGAACUUGCCAGACAGUCAUCUAACUGCAGAGGCUCUGAAAGGUUUAGCUGUUCCAAGACUAGCUGACCAGAAGACUGGGAUAUCAACUGUAACUUCUCUUCCCUACUCACAGGCAGAGAAUCUUAAUGUUUUCUAUCCGCAGAGCUUACCAGAUAGUCGUCUAACUGAAGAGGCUCGGAAAGGUUCAGCUGUUGCUAGACUAGCUGACCAGAAGACUGGGAUAUCAAUUGUAACCUCUGCUCCCUACUCACAGGCAGAGAAGCCCAUUGUUUUCUACCAGCAGAACUUACCAGACAGUCAUCUAACUGAAGAGGCUCGGAAAGGUUCCGCUGUUGCUAGACUAGCCGACCAGAAGACUGGGAUAUCAACUGUAACCUCUGCUCCCUGCUCACAGGGAGAGAAGCUCAAUGUUUUCUAUCAGCAGAGCUUACCAGAUAGUUGUCUAACUGAAGAGGCUCCGAAAGGUUCAGCUGUUGCUAGACUAGCUGACCAGAAGUCUGGGAUAUCAACUGUAACCUCUGCUCCCUACUCACAGGCAGAGAAACCCAUUAUUUUCUAUCAACAGAGCUUACCAGAUAGUCAUCUAACUGAAGAGGCUCGGAAAGGUUCAGCUGUUGCUAGACUAGCUGACCAGAAGACUGGGAUAUCAACUGUGACCUUUGCUCCCUACUCACAGGCAGAGAAACCCAUUAUUUUCUACCAACAGAACUUACCAGAUAGUCGUCUAACUGAAGAGGCUCGGAAAGGUUCAGCUGUUGCUAGACUAGCUGACCAGAAGACUGGGAUAUCAACUGUAACUUCUAUUCCCUACUCACAGGCAGAGAACCCCAUUGUUUUCUACCAACAGAGGUUACCAGAUAGUCAUCUAACUGAAGAGGCUCGGAAAGGUUCAGCUGUUGCUAGACUGGCUGACCAGAAGACUGGGAUAUCAACUGUAACUUCUAUUCCCUACUCACAGGCAGAGAACCCCAUUGUUUUCUACCAACAGAGCUUACCAGAUAGUCAUCUAACUGAAGAGGCUCGGAAAGGUUCAGCUGUUGCUAGACUAGCUGACCAGAAGACUGGGAUAUCAACUGUGACCUCUGCUCCCUACUCACAGGCAGAGGAGCCCAUUGUUUUCUACCAACAGAGCUUACCAGAUAGUCAUCUAACUGAAGAGGCUCGGAAAGGUUCAGCUGUUGCUAGACUAGCUGACCAGAAGACUGGGAUAUCAACUGUGACCUCUGCUCCCUACUCACAGGCAGAGGAGCCCAUUGUUUUCUACCAACAGGGCAUACCAGAUAGACGGCUAACUGAAGAGGCUCUGAACGGUUCAUCUGUUGCUAGACUAGCUGACCAGAAGACUGGGUUAUCAACUGCUCCCUACUCACAGGCAGAGAAGCCCAUUAUUUUCUACCAACAGAGCUUACCAGGUAGUCAUCUAACUGAAGAGGCUCGGAAAGGUUCAGCUGUUGCUAAACUAGCUGACCAGACGACUGGGAUAUCAACUGUACCCUCUACUUCCUACUCACAGGGAGAGAAGAAGCUCAGUGUUUUCUAUCAACAGAACUUACCAGACAAUCAUCUAACUGAAGAGGGUCCAAAAGAUUCAGCUGUUGCUAGACUAGCCGAGCAGAAGACUGGGAUAUCAACUGUAACCUCUGCUCCCUACUCACAGGGAGAGAAGAAGCUCAGUGUUUUCUACCAACAGAACUUACCAGACAGUCGUCUAAGUGAAGAAGCUCGGAAAGGUUCCGCUGUUGCUAGACUAGCUGACCAGAAGACUGGGAUAUCAACUGUAACCUCUGCUCCCUACUCACAGGGAGAGAAGAAGCUCAGUGUUUUCUACCAACAGAACUUACCAGACAGUCGUCUAACUGAAGAGGCUCGGAAAGGUUCCGCUGUUGCUAGACUAGCUGACCAGAAGACUGGGAUAUCAACCGUAACCUCUGCUCCCUACUCACAGGGAGAGAAGAAGCUCAGUGUUUUCUCCCAGCACAGCUUACCAGAUAGUCGUCUAACUGAAGAGGGUCUGAAAGGUUCUCUUUUUCCUGGACCAGAACAGAAGACUGAGUUAACCUCAGAACUGUCUAGUUUCUACUCACCUAGAGAGAAGUCCAUUAUUGUCUCCCAGCAGACCCUGCCAGAUAGUCAUUUACCUGAAGAAGCUCUUAAAGUUUCAGUUGUUUCUGGGCCAGCUGACCAGAAGGCUGGGAAACGAACAGUGUCCUUUAGUUCCAACUUACCCAGAGAGAAAUCUGAUAUUUUCAGCCCACAGGAGUUGCCAGACAGUCAUCCACCUAAAGAAGCUCUGAAAGUUUCUGUUGUUCCUGGACUAGCUGACCCAAAGACUGGGACGCCAACAGUAACUUCAGGUUCCUACUCAUAUAGAGAGAAGCCUAAUAUUUUCUAUCAGCAGGAGUUGCCAGAUAGUCAUUCAACUAAAAAGGCUCUGAAAGUUUCAGCUGUCCCUGACCAGAACACUGGAAUACAAACCAUAAAUACAGUUACUUCUUACUCACAGAGAGAGACGCCCAGUAUCUUCUACCAGCAGGCCUUGCCGGACAGUCAUUUAACUGAAGAGGCUCUGAAAAUUUCAGGUGCUCCUGGACCAGCCGGCCAGACAACUGGCACACCAACUGGAACCUCUACUUCCUUCUUGCAAUAUAGAGAGAACCCGGGUGUUUUCUAUCAGCAGGAUUUAUUAGGUAGUCAUCUACUUGAAGAGGCUCACAAAGUUUCACCUUCUCUUGGUUCAGCUGACCAGAAAACUGACACACCAACUACAACCUCUAGUUACUCACAAAGAGAGAAGCCCAUUAUUUUGUAUCAACAGACCUUGCCAGAUAGUCAUCUAACUCAAGAAGCUCAGAAAGUUGCACUUGUUUCUGGACCUGUAGACCAGAAGAGUGGCAUAUUAACUGCACCCUCUACUUCUUACUCACAAAGAGAAAAGCCAGUUAUUUUGUAUCAACAGACCUUGCCAGAUAGUCAUCUAACUCAAGAAGCUCAGAAAGUUGCACUUGUUUCUGGACCUGUAGACCAGAAGAGUGGCAUAUUAACUGCACCCUCUACUUCUUACUCACAAAGAGAAAAGCCAGUUAUUUUGUAUCAACAGACCUUGCCAGAUAGUCAUCUAACUCAAGAAGCUCAGAAAGUUGCACUUGUUUCUGGACCUGUAGACCAGAAGAGUGGCAUAUUAAAUACACCCUCUACUUAUUACUCACCCAUUAUUUUGUAUCAACAGACCUUGCCAGAUAGUCAUCCAACUCAGGAAGCUCAGAAAGUUGCACUUGUUUCUGGACCUGCAGAUCAGAAGAGUGGCAUAUUAACUGUCCCUUCUUCUUACUUACAUAGAGAGAAGCCUGGUAUUUUCCACCAAGAGCCCUUGACAGGUAGUUGCCUAACUGAGGAAGCUCAGAAAGUUUCAGCUGCUCCUGAGCCAGCUGACCAGAAGACUGGUACACCUACAGUAUCCUCUUCUUCCCAUUCACAUGGUGAGAAGCCCAUUAUUUCUUACCAGGAGGAGUUGCCAAAUUAUACAGAGGAAGCUUUGAAAAUUUUAGUAGUUCCUGGGACAGCUGACCAGAAGACUGGCAUACAAAUAGUGCCCUCUACUUCCUGUUCACAGAGAGAGCAGCCCAUCAUACCUUAUGAAAGUGAGUUGUCAGAUCUUACUGAAGGACCUUUGAAAGCAGUUGGAGCUUCUGGACCUGCUGACCAGAAGACUAGAGUACGAAUAACAUCCUCUAGUUCCCACUCAAAUGGAGAAAAGCCCAGUAUUUUUCAUCAGCAGGAGUUGCCAGAUAAUACUGAAGAAGCUAUAGAUGUUUUUGUUCUUCCUGGAUCAGGUAGCCAGAAGACUGGGGCACCAACAGUACCCUUUAGUUCCUACUCACACAGAGCGAAGCCCAGUGUUUAUUCUCAACAAGAAUUUCCAGAUAGUCUUCCUACUGAUAAGGCUCUGAAAGUUUCACCUGUUUUUGUACCAGGAGAGCAGAAGACUGCGAUAUCAACAGGAAUUUCUAAUUCCUAUUCACAUAAAGAGACAAUCAAGAUUACAUCUGUGGAUGUACUGGAUGACCAUAAAACUGAGUUGUCAACAGGUACCACUAGUUCCUACUCAGAUGGAGAGAAACUCAGUAUUUCAACUUUGAUUGGAUCAGAUGACCAGAAGACUCCAUCACUGGCAGUUUUUUCUAGUUCCUAUUCUCCAAGAGUAAAGCCUGGUAUUUUAUUACAACAGCAGUUGCCUGAUAGAGAUCAAAGUGAGGAUAUUCUAAAGAUUUCAGCUGUCCCAGCACCAACUGAUAUAAAUACUGAGAAAGCAGUAACUCUCUCUAGUUCUUAUUUUCACAGAGAGAAAUCUAAUAUUUUCUAUCCACAGGAAUUUCCAGGCAGACAUUUAACAGAAAAUGCACUGAAGGUUUCAACAGUUCCUGGACCAGUGGACCAGAGAACAGUAUUAUCAGUAGCUCCUCCUAGUUCCUUUUCACACAGUGAGAAAUCAGAUAUUUUUUAUCAGAAGGAUUUGCCAGAUAGACAUGUAACUAAAGAUGCUGUGAAGUUCUCAAGUGGUCCUGGGCAAACUGAUCAAAUUACUGAGUUACAAACUGUUCCCUAUGGUACUUACUCAUAUGGUGAGAAGCACAAACUUGUUUCAAAACAUGUCCAAAGGCCAAUAAAUAAAUCGAAUUCUUCUGACUCUAGUGUCAGCUCAAACAAUAUUCUUUUGUAUUCUCAGGCUGACGAUAAAGUUAUAAUAAGUAAAUCAGAAACUUCGGGUCUUACAGAUGUUGGCUCUGAGGAAAUCCGGGAUACAGAAAGUAGUUCUAGAACUCUUAAAGAAAUUCAGACGCUUUUAAUGGAGGCAGAGAAUAUAGCACUAAAACGAUGCAAUUUUCCUGCUCCCCUUGUCCCUUUCAGAGAUGUUGGUGAUAUUUCAUUUAUACAAUCUAAGAAGGUGGUUUGCUUCAAAGAACCCUCCACAACUGAUGUAUCUAGUUGUGAUUUGGUUCAGAGACAGCUAUUCACAGAGGAAAGCCCAAACAACAGGUGUAUGCAGAAGGAUAUUGGCACACAGACAAGUUUGAAAAGCCAGAGAGGCAUUGAAAAUUGGGAGUUUAUUAGUUCAACUACAGUUAGAAGUCCUCUACAGGAAGCAGAACGCAAAGCCAGUGUGGCAUUAGAAGAAACCUUUAGGCAAUAUGAAGCAGCCAAAUGUGUAAUGAGGACUGAACCUGAAGGGUGUAGUGGAACUAUUGGGAAUAAAAUUAUCAUCCCUAUGAUGACUAUCAUAAGUGAUUCAAGUAGUGAUGUAAGUGAUGGAAAUGGUUCCUGCUCAUGGGACAGUAAUUUACCUGAGUCUUUGGAAUCAGUUUCCGAUGUUCUUCUAAAUUUUUUUCCUUAUGUUUCACCCAAGACAAGCAUAACAGAUAGCAGAGAGGAAGAGGGUAUGUCAGAGAGUGAGGAUGGUGCUGGUAGCAGUGUAGAUUCGCUGGCUGCACAUGUGAAAAACCUUCUAAAAUGUGAAUCCUCAUUGAAUCAUGCUAAACAAAUACUCAGAAAUGCAGAGGAAGAAGAAUGUCGGGUACGAGCGCGAGCCUGGAAUUUGAAGUUUAAUUUAGCACAGGAUUAUGGAUACUCCAUUUCAGAAUUAAAUGAAGAUGACAGGAGGAAAGUAGAAGAGAUCAAGGCAGAGUUGUUUGGUCAUGGGAGAACAACUGACUUGUCCAAGGGUUUACAGAGUCCACGGGGAAUAGAAAGCAACCCGGAAGCUGUAUGUAGUCACAUUAUUAUUGAGAGCCAUGAAAAAGGAUGUUUCAGGACUUUAACUGCUGAACAACCACAAUUGGAUGGCCGCACUUGUGUUUUCAGAUCUGCUGAGCCCUCAGAGAUGAUUAGAGGACGGCGGAGCCCAUCAUCAUGGAAAGAUAGGCACAUCAACCUUUCCACAUCCCUAGACCGGAACAAUCCCCAUUUCAAAGUGUGGAAUUCCUUGCAGUUACAAAGUCAUUCCCCACUGCAAGACUUUUUAUCUGAUGACUUCAAAAUUAGCAAGGGUCUUCAAAUGCCUUUCCAUGAAAAGAUGAAUCCUUGGUUGCCAGAGUUAGUAGAACCUGCUUUUGUGCCACCUAAAGAAGUGGAUUUUCAUUCUUCAUCACAAAUGCCACCCCUAGAACCCACGAAACAGUUUACUACCUCCAUCACUUUUUCAUCUCACCGACAUUCUAAAUGCAUUUCAGAUUCCUCUAUGUUAAAGGUUGGUGUUACGGAAGGUAGCCAGUGUACUGGAGCAUCUGUGGGAGUAUUUAAGUCUCAUUUUACUGAAGAGCAAAAUCCUCCUAGAGAUCUAAGUCAGAAAGCCUCUUCCCCUUCAUCAUUUAAAAUGCAUAGUCAUUCACCAGAUAAAUAUGUGACUAUUUUAGCAGAAGGUAAUAGGAAAAGCCAAAAAUUAUCUGUUGAUUUUGAGCAUUCUCAUCAAGAAGAAAAACUCUUAGAAAGAUCAGAUUUUAAAGGCAGUCAUUCUGAACCCAGUACCAGUGCAAAUUGUAGCAAUUUUAAGGAAAUUCAAUUUUCUAAUAACCAUACCCUCAUUAGCAUGAGCAGACCAAGUUCCACCCUAGGAGUAAAAGAGAAGAAUGUAACUAUAAAUCCAGAUCUUUCUUCUUGCAUUUUUCUUGAACAGCAGGAACUCUUUGAACAAAGCAAAGCCUCAUAUGCAGAUCACCAUGUGAGAAAACACCAUUCUUCCCCUCCUCAACAUCAGGAUUAUAUAGCUCCGAUCUUUUCUUCUUGUGUUUUUCUUGAACAACGAGAACUUUAUGAACAAAGUACAGCCCCACAUGUAGAUGAUCACAUGAGAGAAAAAUACUCUCCCCUCCCUCAAGGUCAGGAUUAUGUAGCUUCAGACCUUCCUUCUCACAUUUUUCUUGAACAACAUCAAGACAAAGCCCCAGGUAUAGAUGACCACAUGAGAAAACACAAUUUACCCCUUCCUCAAAGUCAGGAUUGUAUAGUAGAAAAGAAUAAGCCUAAAUCACAUAUUUCUAGUAUGGUAAACGUUGAAACUAAGUUCAAUAAUGUUUCCCAGUCGGCCCCGAAUCACGGUACAUUAACAACAUCUGCAUCUACUCCACCUUCAAGUAGAAAAGCACUUUCUUGUGUUCGUAUAACUCUUUGUCCCAAGACACCUUCCAAGUUGGAUAGUGGAACCUUAGGUAAAAGAUUUCAUUCAUUGGAUGCUGCUUCUAAAACGAGGAUGGAUAGUGAGUUUAACUUUGACCUACAAACGGUAUCUUCAAGAUCACUGGAACCAACCUCCAGAUUAUUGACCAGUAAACCUAUAGAACAGGAUCAAGAAUCUUUAGGUUUUCUAGGACCUAAAUCUCCACUGGACUUCCAUGUCGUACAGUCUUCUCUUCCAGAUAGUAAUAAUGUUACUCAGGACUUGAAAAUCAUACCUUCUCAGAAUAGACAGAUAGUAACCUCAAAGCAAAUACAAGUGAACAUUUCAGAUUUGGAAGGAUUUUCCAAUCCAGAGGGGACUCCGAUAUCUGCAGAUCGAUCAUCAGAGAAAUCAAAGAAGAUUAAGACCUCAUUUUCUGCCUUCCCUGGAAAAUUGUCAUCUGAUGCAGUCACUCAGAUAACAACAGAAAGUCCAGAGAAGACCAUGUUUUCGUCUGAGAUUUUUAUUAAUGCUGAAGACAGUGGACGUGAAAUUCCAGAGCCCAGGUCCCAGAAGCGAAACAAAGCUUCUGUCAAGUUUGCCCCACUGUCUUUGGUUCAACAGACUACUUUUUCUCGUGGCACAGAUGGUCAGCCUUCAUUAUUGCCAUAUAAGCCUUCUGGUAGUACAAAGAUGUACUAUGUUCCACAAUUAGGACAGAUUCCUGCAUCUCUGGAUUCCAAAUCAGACACCACUGUGGAAAGCUCACAUUCAGGAUCCAACGAUGCCAUUGCUCCAGACUUCCCGGCUCAGGUGCUAGGCACGAGAGAUGAUGACCUCUCAAGCACUGUUAACAUUAAACAUAAAGAAGGGAUCUAUAGUAAAAGGGUAGUGCCUAAGGCAUCAUUGCCAAUGGAGAAAAAACCCUUGCAGAAAGAUAAUGCAGAUGCCCAAGUUCAAGUGUCCAUCACUGGUGAUGAGAACCUCUCAGAUAAAAAACAGAAAGAAGAAAUCUAUAGUACAAGAGCAGUGACUAAAGCUGCCCAGCUUGAAGAAAAAGAAUCCUUGCAGAAGGACACUGCAGAAUCUAGUCACAUUCCUGCUGCAGAGCCCUCAACUCAAGUACAAGACACAAAAAUUGAAAACCUGCCAGACACCAAAGGCACUAAACAGAAAGAAGAGACCCGUAGUAAGAUGAUGGUUCCUGUGGAAGCCUGGACAGAGAAUAAGGAGUCUGUACAGAUAGAUUUUGAAGAGUCCGAAUGUCAUUCAGAAUUUGAAAAUACUACCCAUUCUAUCUUCAAGUCAGCUAAGUUUUACAUUCAUCAUCCAGUGCACCUACCCAGUGAUCAAGAUAUUUGUCAUGAAUCUUUGGGAAAGAGUGUUUUCAUGGGGCAGUCUUUGAAAGAUUUCUUUCAGCAGUCUCCAGACAAACAUAAAGAACACCCCUAUUUUCUUCCCCCUUAUCAAACUGUGGACAAGACUAAGACAGAUUAUACCAGAAUAAAGAGCCUAAGCAUCAAUGUGAACUUGGGAAACAAAGAAGUCAUACAUACUACUACAAGUCAGGCUAAAGAUCAUCCACAAUAUAGCAGACAAAUUAGUGAUUCAAAAAGAGAUCCUAAGGUCACCCCACAGCUGACAACUCUGCCUGGUAAGAGUUUAAAUGAACUCUGGAACAAGUAUCUGGAGCGACAGAAGCAACAGAAACCACCUGAGUUGAGUGACAAGAAAGAGUUAUCCUUGGUGGAGCGACUUGAUCGGUUGGCUAGACUUCUUCAGAAUCCCAUCACACAUUCUCUCCAGGCCUCAGAAAGUACACAUGAUGAUAGCAGAGGGGAACGAGGUGUUAAGGAGUGGAGUGGUAAACAACAGCAGAGAAACAAGCUUCAGAAAAAGAAGCGGUAUAAAAGCCUAGAGAAAAGUCAUAAAAUCACAGGAGAUCUUAAAAAAAGUAAGGUGCUUUCUACUCAUCAAGCUGGAAAAUCCAACCAGAUUAAAAUUGAACAGGUUAAAUUUGAUAAGUACAUUCUGAGAAAACAGCCAGGUUUCAAUUAUAUAAGCAACACUUCAUCAGAUUCUAGAGCUUCCGAAGAGAGUGAGGUACUCACAGAUACUCCUACCAAUGUUCUUUCCAGCACCACUUCUGCGGAAUCAGACAUAUUAACCCAAACAGAUAGAGAGAUAGCUUUGCAUGAAAGGAGUAGCUCUAUUUCAACCAUUGACACUGCCCGACUGAUCCAUGCUUUUGGCCAAGAAAGAGUAUGUUUGUCACCCAGGCAAGUUAAAUUAUAUAGCAGUGUCACCAAUCAACAGAGAAGAUUCCUUGAGAAGCGGUGCAAGCACAGCAGGAAAGCAUUGAAUACAGGUCAUCCCCUAAUGACUUCUGAGCACUCCAGAAGGAAACGCAUCCAGGUGCCAAACCAUAUGAUUUCUUCUGACUCUGUUUCGUCUUCCCCCAGUACCUUCUUGAGCUCGAACUCUACUCUUUGCAAUAAGCAAAAUGUACAUAUGUUAAACAAGGGUGUACAAGCAGGUAACUUGGAGAUUGUGAAUGGUGCCACAAACCACACUCGAGAUGUUGGGAUGACUUUCCCAACUCCAAGUUCUAGCGAGGCUAGAUUAGAAGAGGACAGUGAUAUGACUUCUUGGCUAGAAGAAAAAAAUGAAGAGAAAGUUCUCUUUACCAGUUAUUCUGAGGACGAAAACUUAAAGAAGAACAAGCAGACUUUCUGUGAAGGGGUUUCAUGGUUUGUUCCUGUGGAAAAUGUGAAGUCUGAAUCUAAGAAGGAAAAUCUGCCCAAGAUUUAUGGCCCUGGUAUCUCCUGGUUUGAACCAGUAACCAAAACCAAACCCUGGAGGGAGCCACUGCGGGAACAGAACUGGCAGGGACAACGCAUGGAUGGUGGGGGCUCACUGGCAGACCCAGGCAGAGGAGAUGGCAGAGAUGCACUGAAGUCACUUGUGAGAGCAACCCUGCAGGAAUCACUUCAGCUUCACAGACCUGACUUCAUCUCACGCUCUGGAGAGCGGAUAAAGCGCCUGAAGUUAAUAGUCCAGGAGAGGAAGCUGCAGAACGUAUUCCAGAGUGAGCGGGAGGCGCUGUUCAAUACUGAAUGGCAGGGCCGCCGGAAUCCCACCCAUCUGCUACCCAAGAGAAUCUUCCUGGCUACCCAGAAGUACAGGCCUAUAGGAAAGAAGGAAAUGAUUCAGAGAUCUAAACGGAUUUAUGAGCAGCUUCCAGAAGUACAGAAAAAGAGAGAAGAAGAGAAGAGGAGAUCAGAAUAUAAGUCAUACCGACUACGAGCCCAGCUGUAUAAAAAGAAAGUGACCAAUCAACUCUUGGGAAGAAAAGUUCCCUGGGACUGACAUAAGAUUAUUUUCCUCAGAGCCUUGGAAUUAUAUUUUGUAAACCUGGAGAAGUACAAUUCUUAAUUUUAUGAGUCUGGUUUAAUAAAGCUUACUCUUUG